AUGUCAGAUAGUUCUUCAUCAUCAGGGGAGAGGAUGUUCAUCGGUAUUCCGGUGACAAACCGCGGCCAACUCCCUCCGACAGUCCUCCGACCUGGUACCGACGGCGGCGGCGGCGGCACUAAGAGGUUCGAGUGCCACUAUUGCCGCAGGGGCUUCGCCAGUUCCCAGGCACUGGGAGGCCACCAGAACGCGCAUAAGAGGGAACGCCAGCGUGCCAAGCUCGCCCAGUUAUCUGCGGCGGCCGGCGAGCACCAUCAGCGGCACAGAUUGGCUGCCCCGACAUUAUCAAGGCCGUCGUUUGUCGUGCUCGACGGUAUUUCCGCUUGGAAUCAGCAGAUACGCUCGGUGGUACCUUUGGGAUAUCCGGCAACUACUGGUGCCGCCGGAUUUCACAUCGGCAGGUCGCCGGUGACGGUGAUGGCGGCUUUUCCAGCUUCAGAUUGUAGGGAUAAUACUAUGGAUAGCCCUGCAAACUUUGCAACAAGUUCAGAGGUCGACGGCGGAGUUGGCAUUGAUCUUCAUCUUCGACUUGCACCACCCUGA
Molecule: messenger RNA, 543 nt
Organism: Ipomoea nil (Japanese morning glory)
Lineage: Eukaryota; Viridiplantae; Streptophyta; Magnoliopsida; Solanales; Convolvulaceae
Product: zinc finger protein 6-like
Exons: 1
Coding region: 1-543 (180 amino acids)
Biological process (GO): trichome morphogenesis; trichome differentiation; gibberellic acid mediated signaling pathway
Cellular component (GO): nucleus
Molecular function (GO): DNA-binding transcription factor activity; transcription cis-regulatory region binding
Source: RefSeq, a predicted model, not a curated record